Messenger RNA from Phycodurus eques (leafy seadragon), 11246 nucleotides. RefSeq names its product nuclear receptor corepressor 2 (gene ncor2). Lineage: Eukaryota; Metazoa; Chordata; Actinopteri; Syngnathiformes; Syngnathidae. The record is from RefSeq and is a predicted model, not a curated record. Gene Ontology annotation, biological process: negative regulation of transcription by RNA polymerase II. Bases 342 to 7415 code for a protein of 2357 amino acids. The transcript is spliced from 46 exons. Gene Ontology annotation, molecular function: transcription corepressor activity.
UCCAGUCCCGCUGUGGCGCGUCGGCCGGCCGCCCGCCCGCAGGCAAGCACAUCAGCGCAUUGUGCAGGAGCAGGCACGACGUAGCUCAACCUUCAGCGGAACAAAUGAGCUGCAAAAGUACCAUUUGGCGUGGACUCAUUGAGGGCGGACGCGCGCCGUCGAAGCCAGAAGCUCUGUAAGCGACACGACGACGACUGGGACGUUCGCUUCCCGUUCAAUGGUCCCCGCUUCCUCCGCCGCUGAGUGUGCUGGCCAAAAGGAACAACCCAUAAUGCACAUAAGACCCGUCUGCUUUGCACCCACACCUACUUCCUGUCUGUAGAGGAAGAGGCUGUGCCAGGAUGUCCUCUCAUCCCCAGUCUGUGCCACCGGGCCGGAGAACUAUGGACACGCGACACCUGCCGAACCCUGCCACCUUACCGUUGCAGCUCCAGCGGGCACACACGGAAGUCGGAAUGGUGGACUACCACUCCCAUCAUGCCCGCGACUACAGCUCGCACUUGGCUCAGCCCCAUCGCCGUCGACCCUCCUUGCUCUCGGAGUUCCAACCGGGAAAUGAGAGAGGACAAGAGCAGCAUAUCCGCUACGAACACAUCUACUUACCAGAGCCUAGCAGCCAUUCUGAGUUGGAGUUCGGUGAGAUCAAACGGCCUCGUUUGGAGAUGGGACCAGAUUCUCUGAUGAGACCCUCAUCACAUCGGCCACAGUUGCCUCUUGGAGGACCUGAGGAUCUCGCUAAGGAUCGUGGAAGUGCCAUGGGGAAGCUUGAGCCAAUCUCCCCUGUGAGCCCUGUACACAUGGACCCUGAUUUGGAUCUGGUGCCAGCCCGCUUUUCCAAGGAAGAACUGAUUCAGAACAUGGACCGUGUCGACAGGGAGAUCACGAUGGUGGAACAGCAGAUCUGCAAGCUUCGCAAAAAACAGCAACAGCUGGAGGAGGAGGCUGCCAAACCUCACGAGCCAGAGCAGCCCAUUUCCCCUCCACCCAGCGAGGCCAAGCACCGCAGCUUGGUGCAGAUCAUCUACGAUGAGAACAGGAAAAAGGCAGAAGAGGCUCAUAGGAUACUGGAGGGACUCGGACCCAGGGUAGAACUGCCACUGUACAAUCAGCCUUCUGAUACCAAGCAGUACCAUGAGAACAUCAAAAUAAACCAGGCAAUGAGGAAAAAACUCAUUUUAUACUUCAAGAGAAGAAAUCAUGCUCGUAAGCAAUGGGAACAGAAAUUCUGCCAGCGUUACGACCAACUGAUGGAAGCCUGGGAGAAGAAGGUGGAGCGCAUUGAAAACAACCCGCGGCGCCGAGCCAAGGAAAGCAAAGUACGGGAGUACUACGAAAAACAGUUCCCAGAGAUUCGGAAGCAGAGAGAGAUUCAGGAACGAAUCCAGAGCCGCGUUGGGCAGCGAGGGGCUGGACUGAGCUCUUCUGCGGCUCGCAGCGAACACGAGGUCUCCGAGAUCAUUGACGGAAUAUCAGAGCACGAGAACACAGAGAAGCAAAUGCGGCAGCUGGCAGUCAUCCCUCCGAUGCUGUUUGACGCCGAGCAGCAACGCAUCAAGUUCAUCAACAUGAAUGGAUUGAUGGACGACCCCAUGAAGGUGUACAAGGAUCGGCAGGUCAUGAACAUGUGGAGCGAGCAAGAGAAGGACACUUUCAGAGAGAAAUUCAUCCAACACCCUAAAAACUUUGGUCUGAUCGCAUCUUUCCUGGAAAGAAAGACGGUGGCGGAAUGUGUGCUGUUUUAUUAUUUGACCAAAAAGAAUGAGAACUAUAAGAACAUAGUGCGAAGAAACUACAGACGGCGAGGAAGAAGCCAGCACGGCCAGCAGCAGCAGCAGCAGCAGCAGCAGCAGCAGCAACAGCAGCAACAAGUCAAUCGAAGCAGCCAGGAAGACAAGGAAAAGGAGGAGAAAGACAAGGAAGGAGAGAGGGAGGAGGAGAAACCAGAAGCUGAAGACAAGGAGGAUGGGAUGAAAGAUGAAACUUCUGGGGAAGAUGCAGAGGACAAAGAGCCUACGGUGGCCGUCAAGGGCCGACGAACAGCCAACAGCCAAGGACGCCGUAAGGGCCGAAUCACCCGCUCGAUGACCAGUGAGGUGGAGGAGACGACCGCUCCGCCUGUCAACAAUGAGCUCGCCAAUCUGGAAAUGAAUGAGAGUUCUCGCUGGACUGAAGAAGAGAUGGAAACAGCCAAAAAAGGUCUUCUUCAGUAUGGUAGGAACUGGUCUGCAAUUGCCAAGAUGGUGGGAUCAAAAACUGUGUCGCAGUGUAAGAACUUCUAUUUCAACUACAAGAAGAGGCAAAAACUGGAUGAGAUUUUGCAGCAACAUAAAAUGAAAUCGGAGAAGGAACGAAAGGCUCGCCGCAGGGGCAAAAGCCUUCCAAAUGAAGAGGCCACUGCCCCGUUCACAGCAGAAGAAGAAGAGCUGGAAGGCUCAGGGGCGAGUGGCAAUGAAGAGGAGGCACCCGAAGAUGGAGAAGUUGGCGCCAACAACAGCUCGGACACGGAGAGUUUGCCAUCACCACAUUCCGCUGAUGAUACCAAGGCCAAGGAAGAGGGUUCGAAUAAGUGCAAGGCUGGCUCUGAUAGUGGGGAUAAAGAGGUAGCUGGAACAGACACAGAGCAGGAUGGAGAUGUGAAACCUCCAGUAAAAGAAGAUCCAGAGGUCUCCAUCAAGCAGGAGAUCAAGACUGAAACAGCGUCGCCAAACAAGGAGCUGAACCAACCGUCGCCGAGCAGCGAUGUCACGGACAAGAAACCUUCGACGGCAGAGGCUGACGAUGUCAAGAACUGUCCCAAGAGCUCAAAGAAGGACCAUGGGGCCAAAGCAGGCUCGCAUGGGGACAGCGACUCCAGUGCCACUUGCAGUGCUGAUGAAGUGGAAGAAACGGACAACACAGAAAAGAACAGAAUGAUGUCUCCGCGUCCAAGCCUACUGAACUACACUCAUGAUGGGGUCAUCUCAUCCCCGCUGCAGAAGCCCAUGGACCUUAAACAGCUCAAGCAGCGGGCGGCUGCCAUCCCACCAAUUAUACCAGAAGCGUCAGUCCAAGGCAAUCAGCGGAGUGGGGGUGCCAAGGCUGUGUUGCCACCCCACGCUUUGGCACUGUACCAGCAGCAGAUCACCAUGGCUCAUGGGGAGUCGUCUCAGGAGGUCAAACAACAACAGCAGCCGCAGCUUUCGGGCCAGCCAGGCAAACAGCAGCCUUAUUCUCAACAAACAGAAAGAGACAGGGAGGCUCCGCAUAGCAGCAGCCCUCGCAUCCGCCCACGCAGCCCUUCCACUGGUGACAAGGAUGAAAAGUCUCAGGCUUUCUCUUCACACGGUGACGUCAAGAGGCCCGCGCUGGGCCCCGAUGACCUAAGGUCCGCUAACUUGGGUCGAGCGGUUUUGUCACCGUUCCCCGUGUCCCCACGAGACAUGGCCAAGAUCAGCCACGACCAGCACCUGCUCCAAUUCAACUCAUUCCAGCAAGUGGGCCACCCAGUACUUCCUGGUUUGCAACAGGAUAGUGCCAGACAAGCUGCAGUGAGACCCCUCAUCAUGCCAGAGCCCCCACCUCUCAUUUCCUCAACCAAGCCAGGGGGCUCCAUCACACAGGGGACUCCUGUACAGUUGCACAGCCCAGCUCAUGGGUUCGAACAUGGGAAAAUGCUUUCUACUCAGAUGAGCUUGUCUUGGAUUGAUCAAAGGAAAGGUGGUGGUCCAUUCCCUGUGGUCAAGCAGGAGCAGUUAUCCCCCCGCAGCUCGUCCUUGCAAGCUGACAACCCAUCUACCCAAGGUGCACCUCAUGAUGGUGGAAGAGCUGUUCAGGGAGGUAGCAUCACGAAGGGUAUCCCAGGGACCAGAAUGCAUCCAGAUUCCGCAAUCUCCUACAGAGGCGGCUCCAUCACUCAGGGGACACCGGCCGAUGUGCUGUAUAAGGGAACCAUAACCCGUCUGAUCACAGAGGACAGCGCCAGCCGUGCUGACCGGGAGCGGGACGACGCCUUGUCCAAAGGUCAUGUGGUCUACGAGGGAAUAAGUGGCCACAUCCUCACAUACGACCGUCCAGUUUCUCAAACCUCUAAAGAUGACUGUAGAGGGCCAGGACAAGCUGGUGAAAUUCUUGGCCUAAAGCGUCCUUAUGACGUGAUGGAGGGAGGCAUCUCCCGUGGUCUGCCGAUGAGGGAUUCCCUGUCUGCUUCCAACUGUGAAGGUCUAAUUGGCCGAGCCAUGCCUCAUGACAGGGACAGCCCGCACCACACACCUUAUAAAGAUGCGCAUCACAUACGGGGUUCCAUCUCACAAGGUAUACCACGUCAUCUGGACCCUCAGGAUAGCUACCUGAGAAGGGAGGCCAAGCAAAUGAAACGAGAGAACUCUCCGCCACAUGGGGCCAGUUCACUGUCAGACCCGAUAAAGGGCAGGGAGGCCAUGGUGCCCACAGUGAAGGAGGGUGGGCGCUCCAUCCACCUCAUUCCCAGGGAGGAGCUCAGACAGACAGCCAAGGAGGGCAUUAUAACGCCGGGAACUCCCAUGAAGCAGGAAGCUGGCGGCUCAGGUAAACGACACGACGUCCGCUCCAUCAUAGCCAGCUCGCCACGUUCCUACCAUAACGCACCGCCUCACCUGGAGAUGCGGGCAGACAGGGCACGCUAUGACGAGGCACCCAAAGGACGCCUGAGUGCGGUGGUCAGCACCGCCAGCCCGAUAGCUCGCUCUUCUCCCCUGACGCUGGCUUCAGAGCAGGGAAGCAAAUCGCAUCACAGCCCCGUCAGCUACGAGGACAAAGGAACCUUGAGAAACGCUUACCCCGGGCCGUCACACCGCGGCUCGCCGCUUUCCAGGGAGGCAAGUCAGCGGCAACAUGAUGGCUCCAGUAAGAAAGAACCUCAGGAGCGAAAAGCCACACCGACCCCGAGGGAGAUGAGUGCUACCAAAUCGCCUCUCCCGGGGGUUCCUGACCAGCAGACCUACGAGCGUCUGUUGCAGGGCCUCGGAGCCGACGUUUACAGACAAAUUCCUUUGGCCUUCGAUCCUGCGGCUCUGCCUCGUGGCAUCCCCAUUGACCCAGCCUACUACUUGCCUCGCCAUCUGGCCCCCAACCCGGCGUACCCUCAUCCCUAUCCCUACCUCAUCCGGGGCUUUCCAGACACGGCGGCCCUGGAGAACCGGCAGACGCUGCUCAACGACUACAUAACUUCCCAGCAAAUGCACCAGUGGCCUGCAGCGGCUGCCAUGGCUGCUCAGCGCUCAGACAUGCUAAGGGGCCUUACUCCACGAGAUCAGCCCCUUCCUCUGCCUUACUCUGCAGCCCCUCGUGGAAUCAUUGAUCUAUCUCAGGUGCCGCACUUACCUGUCCUGGUCCCUCCCUCUGCAGGGACAGCCAGCUCCCCAAUGGACCGUAUCACCUACAUCCCAGGGGGGAGUGCCACCUUCCCUGGCAGGCCUUACACCACUCCCCCAAUCUCACCCGUUGGCUCCUCGCACAUGAACAAGAUGCAAGGCGCAUCCUGUUCUUCAGAACGCGAGCGUGAAAGAGAACGCGAUCGUGACAGAGACCGGGAUCGGGAGAGAGAACGCGACAGGGAUCGUGACAGAGAGAGAGAGCGGGACAGAGAAAAGGGUGGAGCAAACGUGGAGCAUGCCCCCAUUUGGCGACCAGGUACAGAGCACAGUUUAGCAAGUAGUAGCAGUGUGAGAUCUUCUUCCCAGCCAUACAGCCACCAGCAUUCACCAGUGUCCCCUCGCACCCAAGAGAACGUGCAGCAAAGACCAAGUGUCCUGCACAAUACUGGAAGCAAGAAUCUUUCUUCCGAACACCCCAGCCCCUCUGUGUUACGAUCCAUACCUUCAGGACCCUCCCGUUACCAAGGUUACCAUGGUCAUCUUCAAAGGACCGGUUUGCCCCCUGAGGCCUACGCCUCUGCCCUGGACUCGAGCGGAGCCAAAGAGCAGAGUCGUGAAGGAGGCAAAAACAGGGGACUACCCAAGCAAGUCCAAGACCAGCACGGGCCCUCGAGCAAGUCGGACCCCAAGCUUACAAGCCCCAGCCAGGGAGGAAUAUACCCAGGUCCUUAUUCCUCGAUUUCAGGACGACCAGCGCACCUGCAGUUGGAAAACCCUCCCGGCCGCGGGGACAGUGGUACACCUAGUAGGGAAAAUACUCAAAAUAAAGUGAUGUCCAUUCAGGAACAAGAGCUCAGAGCACUCGCUCAACAGAAGAUGGAGUCACAUGUUCUGUACCGUCCUCCGUCCGAGGAGAGGCUUUCGCCAGGCCAGAAGCCGCCUUCUCCUUGUGUGAAAGGCAGCCAAAGGGUCGUCACCCUGGCUCAGCACAUCAGCGAGGUGAUAACAAAGGAUUACACGAGGCAGAGUCAACAGCAGCAUCAACAAGGUUACCACGGCUCGCCCAUCCUGGACUUGACCCGCCCUCCCAGUGCCUCACAGCCCCCGCCCUCCUCCCAGGAGGCUCCCCAAGUGGCCCGCUAUCACGAGGGCCUCGGGGGCGAUCGUAACAGAGACCGGUCUCCUCCUCAGUCCAAGUGUUCGCCGAUCAGUGUUUCCAAUGACUGCAUCGAACCGGUUUCUCCUGCUGGGGCCAACUCUGAGCCUGAAAUCCAGGGAGGAGGCUCCUAUCCCAGUGAGCAAGGAGAGCAAGUAAUGGGCUCCCGUUCCCCGCCCAACACCUCGCAGCCGCCAGCUUUCUUCAGCAAGCUGACUGAGAACACCUCCGCUAUUGUGAAAUCAAAGAAGCAGGAGAUGAUCAAGAAGAUGACCGUGGUGGGAAACGACGAUUUUAAUGCGGGUCAGCCUGGAACAGAAAUCUUCAAUAUGCCAGCAUCUACAACAGCAGGAUCAGUGGGCGUUCGCAGCCACCCGGCCCCGGAGAUGCCCGGCAGCUCCAUCGGUCUGGAGGCCAUCAUAAGAAAGGCCUUAAUGGGAAAAUACGACGAUCAGCCCGAGGAACGCUCGCCAGCCGCGUGCGCUAACCCGCUCGCCUCGGGUCUGCCCGUUGGCUUGAGCGGAACGGACGGCCGCGCAGAGGACACUUUCUUACAAGGUGGGGGGAAGCCCUCAAAGGGCGGCGGGCGCUCCAACGGGCGCAAGGCCAAGUCCCCGGGACCCGGCCUGUCGGGGGGCGAGAGGCCGUCCUCCGUGUCCUCGGUCCACUCGGAAGGAGACUGUAACAGAAGAACGCCGCUGACCAACCGAGUGUGGGAGGACCGGCCCUCGUCCACAGGUUCGACGCCGACCCCCUUCCCGUGCAACCCGUUGAUUAUGCGCUUCCCCGGCGGGACGGUUUCGGUUCCCUCGCCUUCGUCCGGGCAGCCGGCGGGCCACGUGGCCGCUCAGGGGCAGGGCCGCGCCUGGGAGGAGGAGCCCAAGCCGCUGCUCAUGUCUCAGUACGAGUCGCUGUCCGACAGCGAGUGAGCGGCACGGACGCGCGUGGGCCGAACGCGCCGCCCCCUCUGCGGUCCGCGCGCUCCCUCCAGGAUUCUGUGAACAACUCGUCCCUUCUUUCACAUCUCCUCGCCGGCCGGGCGCGUUCGACGCGCUCGAGCGCUUCCGCGUUUGCUUGCCGGGUGGGAUUCUCGUCAAGUCGGCAGCCCGACCGGCAAGAGGCCCCUCGAACAUUUCUUGAGUGUCUACCUUGCUACAGGUGCAUGCAAGGGAUGGGACAAAACUUUGUUGUUGUUCUUUGAUUUGAUUGUUUGUUUUUGUUCUUGGUUCUUUUUCUUUUCUCAACUCACGUGAGUCUCGUGAUUGGAAAGCGAUGGCGGACAACAAGUCCCUUUUCGGUGUUGAAUGUUCUUCGGUUAUAGCGUACGCGUGCCGGUCCUCGAUCUGCAAAGACGAAUGCUUUUGGGGUCGGGGGGCUCAUAUCAUUGGUUUACAGGGUAAACGUCCCGUCGCUCGCUGAUGUCGUCCGUCGGCGAGGGUCCCGAGGAACGGCCGACGCCCGCCGAGGUCAGUCCGCCCAGUCGGACCUUUCGGCACACGAUGGCGCUCAGACGAGUGACGCGCUCGCUGUUUUUAUAUUCGCCGCAUCUGUGUUGGUUUGAAUGCUUUUAGGAUAUUAAGCACUUAGUAGUUGGCCCGUUGGCAACGGCGUCGCGCCGAAAGCAGCGCGGCGGACGCGAUCUCCGCGCGGUGUGAUUUCAAACGACCCGAGCGCCAAUCGCGCCGGUCGCCGGCAUCGACGAGGUGGACCCCGGUCCCCUCCCGUUUUGGAGCUUUCGUGACAGUCUGACCUUUGACCUUGUACUGCAUAGAGGGAAGACCCUUAGCUUCGCCACUGCGCAACUUUUGUACAUUAUAAUAUAUUCUUCAUGUUAAGUGCCAUUUCUUUUCCACGCACAGUGCUGAAGUUACCAAGUAACGCAUCAUGUCUUUUUCUUUCGGGCCCCACCUUUGCCAGGGUUUCUUCUGUGCAUGCUGGGAAUUGUCAACAUAGAAGCAAAUGAAAUGUCAUGCAUUGCCAAAACUCAAAAUCUUACCAAGAAGAGUUGUCUUUAUUUCUAGUCAAAAGUCUUAAAACUAAUCUGAUUACACUUCCAAUAAAAAAAGCAAAUUGUUUUGAGACCAUUUUCACUUGUUUCAAGCUCAUUUUGACUUCCAGUAAGCAAGCAAGCAGAGUUAUGUUGAGCGCGCAGGUGUCAAAGUCGAUAUCGAGCAGACAAAUUAUGUGGCAACGAACGAACCAAGACGAAAAAUUGCCAUUGACCUAAGUGACGAGUCUCAUUUGAAUUUGUUGUGACCGGAAAUAAGACAAAUCUUCUCGGUAAGCUUUUUGAGUUUUUGCAGCGCAGCGAGCUUUUUCAACCGCAAAGCGAAGCAAUCGGUCCUGCGUGACGUUUUCUCCAUGGCGACCGCUGCCACGCUCGACUUCACUGCGCUCGAUUGUGGGCGGGUUCGAGGGAGGUGAGGGGGGGGGAAGCGCCGCGAAGCAGCGACAACAACAACAAAAGGCUGCUGUCCAAGGUCGCAUGGCCCCGUGUGGAGUUUGGUCCUUGUGGUAUUUUCUCGGAGUUUAGCGACAUCCGUGUUUUGGGCCCACCUCCUGUCCCUCCUCCAUCCCGCCUCUUGAUGGCGACGCACGUCGCGCCUGCACAAUGCUCAUUUCAGCCGUCUUCGGGGUGUUUUUCGUUUGUUCCCCGGCCCCCACCCGGAGGUUGUUUCAUUUGGCCACAUGUUGUACAGUGUCUGUCGCUCCACGGUUUUAUCAUGAAUCCAUUGAUGAAGUUGAAGAAUGUGAGCGUAAACGGAUUCGGAUUCAAGUCAUAUUUAGCUGUUGCUUUAACGGAUGACGGACUAAUCCACUGAUUUUAAAAAGUUUACUAAAUUGAAUUUUAACAUGCAUUCAUUUUGCCUUUGGUCCCACAGUUUUGUCCAACCGCAGUUUGUUGACAUGUCAAAAAAAAUAACAUGAAUAUCAAAUGUGGUCCCUGGGGGGAGGGCGGGGCUGUGGGGAAAUUAUAACAUUGUUCCACCAUUUUGUUCAUAAUGUUUUUUUUAUAUAAUUAUAACCCACUGUAUAAUAACAAGGAUUGUAUAUAAAACUAAAUAGAUGUAAAUAUUUAUGUGGCUUGCUUCUAGGUUGGUAUUACCAAAACAAACAAACAAACAAACAAAACACAACACGGUUAAAUUCUACAUGCCCACCAGCAAGCUUUGUGGAUAGCAGUGUACAAAUGGAAAACAAAUAAGACACUGCCUUAAUGUUGAAAUAAAAACCUUAUUGCCAUUCACAGUGUCGGAGGAGUCACUUGUAUAGGUGUGUGUGUGUGUGUGUGUACACACACACACAGUAUAUCGAAAGUAGGUUAAGUGGACGGCGCCAGUGCAAUGCAAGGUCAGCUGGCACUAGGGGGCGCCAUACGUACAUUUUCCGGCUUUGGAGAAACUCGCCCAGAAUGUCCGUUUGCAGUCUCGUGGCAAAUGUGUUGGAUUGGGGUUGAGGUCAGGGCUCCGGUGUUCCUUUCCAGCCCAGCCAUCAAAUCGUGUGUUCGCGCAUCCUCAAUGAUUGUGUUUGCGCGAUCACACAACUCAUCAUGAGAAAGCUAACGGCUAUGAGUGAAGAAGAAUUGUGAAGCCACUUCCAAAAUGGUCUUUCGGCAUUCGUCUCCUUCUCAAGGCAGAACCAUAGACUUGUUUUUAUCAAACCAGCUGACGAGGGUAGUUUUACAACUUACUUGUGACAGUCCUGUAUGGUAGAAAAUGGGAGUCUCAACAGAACAUUAUUUGGACUUCUGCCCUCCUUGAUUUCCCUUCAAGCUUGACAAGAGAAUCGAUGUUUUGAAUCGUUUUUCAAUUCGAGCUGGCCAAGUUUAAGCAGCGCGCGCGCGCGCACACUUGAGACGCAGAUCGCGAAAACCUCCUGGAAACAUUGUAUUUUUAUUUUUAAAGUAACUAUGAGUUUAUGUUUAUACUCAUGUUGAGUUCUCACUAUGACAAAAAAAAAUUAUGAACGUGAUUAUUUUUGAUUGAUGGGAACCCGAUUUGCAACAGCCUAUCACAGCCCGGCUGGGGGGGAAAGAAAAAGUCCAUCCGGCGCGAACGUCACCAACGUGCGUCGUCAUGUCUGCUCGCAACGAUCCCGCGCAAUUUCCCAAGUGAAACUACGAGUGUCGUUAUUUUCUGAAAAUGAUCAAUUAAGCCCAGUGUCAAACUCGGGGCCCGGGGGCCAGAUGCGGCCCGGCACAUCAUUUUAUGCGGAUCGCAAAAUCAAAUCAUGCUCGUCGACUUCUGUGAUUUCUGCUCAAAUCUGUACCCAAAUUCUAAAUUGUCAUAAUAAUAAACAAUAAUGUUGUGCUAUUGCAUUUUUCUGUUACCAAAUCCUUCUUCUACAGUAACUUAAACAAUACUAUUAUCCUUGUCUUCGGAUUUCAAAACUAGUUAUCCCUCAAUUUGUUGUGUAAUGUAAUUGGUGAUUAAACAUGGAUAUGGUUUCACUGUUCUAACGGCCCUCCGAGGGAAAUCAUAACUGCAGCGCAAAAAUGAGUUUGACGCCCCUGAAUGAAGCGUUUGAAAAUUGCAGCCCCAAUAUUCUGGGGCUCGCGAAUGAGGACGACAAAAAGUCUAGUUGCCAUCAAGAAAACAACUGUACAGGCGUCCCCGGGGGAAAUCCUUUUGGUUGCUUUUCCAGUUUGAUGUUUAUUAUUAUAUACAAAAUAUUGAGAAUGACUUUUUUUAAAAUUCAAUUACAACAUACAUCUUUAAAUUAGAUCAGAACAGGAGCAACGGCUGUUGUACAAAAAUAUA